UAAAAGAAAAUAUUGUGAUCUCUCAAUUUUAUCCUUCCUCAAUCCACACUCUUAAUCACCAGCCGUAAAAAAUGGACACACUUCUCUCAAGUUCAUCGUCUAUGGUGGUCCGGUCACCCCUCCCUCCGGUUCGCACAAUCGCUUCCCCAUCCAAGGUCUAUUCCGCCGCCGCAAGAUUCUCUUCCACUCCUUCGGUCAACGGUUUCCGACGGAACCAUCUCCAGCUCCCACGGCCAUUCACUUCCUCAUCGGUUCCUAAAUUCUCGGUACGGUGCGGUGCUGGCGUUAGGGAAAUUAAAGAGAGCGAGUUUCAAAGUACGGUGUUGGAAUCCAACCGUCCGGUUCUCGUCGAGUUCGUCGCCACUUGGUGUGGACCUUGCCGAUUAAUCUCUCCCGCCAUGGAAUCCAUCGCUCAGGAAUACGGAGAUAAAUUAGAAGUUGUGAAAAUAGAUCAUGAUGCGAAUCCACAACUGAUUGAGGAAUACAAAGUUUACGGAUUGCCGACCUUGAUCUUGUUCAAAGAUGGGCAAGAAGUGGCAGAAAGUAGGAGAGAAGGUGCGAUUACAAAGGCCAAGCUUAAAGAGUAUGUUGAUUCUCUCUUGGAGACAAUUUCUGUUGCCUAGCAUUCUCUUUUCUGCCCUACUUGGGAUUGCGUAUUUAAUUUUUCUUGUAUAAUCUUUGAGCUAUAAAGUACCUGAAAUUAAUUUCUUGGAGUAUAAAUGAGUAAAUUGAAUGCUAUGUUGCUCCAUUUUUUUUUAAUCUUUUCCGAAAAUAGAAAUACUGAUAUUAGAUUCCGCGCUUGUAUUCUUUGUUUUUCUGUUCUUAAUAAAACUCUCAUGUAGUUGGCAACUUAUAUAUAUAGCUUCCAAGGUUAACAUGGUA
Gossypium raimondii (Peruvian cotton) is the source of this 882-nucleotide messenger RNA. RefSeq names its product thioredoxin X, chloroplastic. Gene Ontology annotation, cellular component: cytoplasm. The transcript has 2 exons. Lineage: Eukaryota; Viridiplantae; Streptophyta; Magnoliopsida; Malvales; Malvaceae. The coding region runs from base 72 to 623 and encodes 183 amino acids. Gene Ontology annotation, molecular function: oxidoreductase activity, acting on a sulfur group of donors, disulfide as acceptor; protein-disulfide reductase activity. The record is from RefSeq and is a predicted model, not a curated record.